AUGGCGAUGGCGGUUCGUGCGGAAUUCGUCGAGCUAUUAGACUAUUGGUAUAAAACCACCCGGACCCAGAACCAUUAUCAUCAGUGUAUCGUUCCAUCGUCAACAGAUCUACGACUUCGGUUCCUAUUAAAACCACUCCGACAACCCAAUAAAAUAUGUAAGUCGGGUGAACUUUUGAAAUAGCUCGUUAUUUUCGUAUAAAGUAACGAGCGAUUUUUAUCACUAUACGUCUCGUUUUACAGCUAAAACAAAGAAAAUCCCUGCGAAAAUGAGCGGCACAACAUUGAACCCGAAGAAAACCCUGGCCGCGGUCUUGGUGCUGAUGGUGAUCGGACACGCUGUGGCGGACAUGGCCGACGUCGGUAUGUGCAUCCGGAACUGCGCGCAGUGUAAGAAAAUGUUGGGCGCCUAUUUCGAGGGGCCUUUGUGCGCGGACGCUUGCGUCAAGUUCAAAGGCAAGAUGAUACCGGAUUGCGAGAACAUCGAUUCCGUGGCGCCGUUCCUCAGCAAACUCGAAUAA
Messenger RNA from Cinara cedri, 520 nucleotides. NCBI's taxonomy places the organism in Eukaryota, Metazoa, Arthropoda, Insecta, Hemiptera, Aphididae. The record is from the annotation of a GenBank genome assembly.